Molecule: messenger RNA, 1537 nt
Organism: Coniophora puteana RWD-64-598 SS2
Lineage: Eukaryota; Fungi; Basidiomycota; Agaricomycetes; Boletales; Coniophoraceae
Exons: 8
Coding region: 23-1537 (504 amino acids)
Molecular function (GO): monooxygenase activity; oxidoreductase activity, acting on paired donors, with incorporation or reduction of molecular oxygen; iron ion binding
Source: RefSeq, a predicted model, not a curated record
CCCUGCACACAUCGUGAUCAUCAUGAACGAGCAGAUACUAUACCUAUCCCUCCCCAUCCUCGCGCUCCUCACCUUCCUAUACCUCGCGUUCCCACCCCGCACUCGCACUGGGACCUCCCUACCCCUCCCGCCCGGCCCACCCGCGCAUUGGCUCCCCGGCAUCGGCUCGCCUUGGACAACAACCUACGCGCCUCGCCUGUUCGCAAAGUGGACUGAAGAAUACGGGCCCGUGUUCGCGCUGCGCCGAGGAUGGCGCGACGUGUACGUCGUGAUUGGGCGGUGGAAGGCCGCGCAGGAGAUUAUGGAGCGGGAGGGCGGGGCGCUCGCGGACCGGCCGAGUCAUGUCGCUGCGGGAGAGGUGUUGAGCGGCGGGAUGCGGAUCGUGACGAUGGGGAGCGGGGAGCGGCUUGUGCGGUUGCGGAGGCUCCUGCACGCCGUGCUCCAGCCCAAACUCGCAGCAUCGUACGAGCCCCUGCAGACGCAGCACUCUCACGCCCUCAUCCUCGACAUCCUCGCAGACCCCGCGCACCACCAGCUGCACGCCCGUCGCUACGCCGCAGCCGUCAUCCUCGCGCUGACGUACGGCAAGACGAGCCCGACGCACUAUGACGAUGCCGAGGUCGUUGCCGUGCGCACGUGUCUCGGGCGGCUGGGCUCGACGAUGCGGCAUGGUGCGUGGCGCGUCGAUGCGCGCGGGUUCGGAUGGCUGAGGUGGGUGCCGGGGUAUCUCGGCGAGCUAAGGGGGUGGCAUAGGGAGGAGAGGGCGCUGUUCGAGGGGCAGUUGGAGGAGGCGAGGCGGCGCAUGGAUGAGGGAGACGAGACACCGUGUCUUGUAAGGCAUAUGCUCGAGCAUCAAGCGGAGUUUAGAAUUGCGGAUGAGGAGUUGGCGUAUGUCGCUGGGUCUAUGUUCGGUGCGGGAUCUGAGACGACUGCGUCGGCGGUUACAAUUGCGAUCAUGGCAGCCACGCUGCACCCGGACGCACAGACAAAGGUGCAGGAGGAGCUGGAUGCGGUGGUGGGGCGCGAGCGAGCACCGACAUUCGAAGACCGUCCCAACUUGCCUCAGACAGUCGCAUUCAUGCUCGAAGCGUUCCGCUGGCGGCCCGUCAGCGUCGGCGGCUUCGCCCACCGUGCGACGCGCGAUGUCAUCUGGAGCGGGUAUAGGAUUCCGGAGGGUGCGGUUGUCAUUGCGAAUCAUUGGGCAAUUGCGCACGAUCCGGAGGUGUACCCCGAGCCGGAGAAGUUUGAUCCGCAGAGGUGGAUCGACGAGGAGGGGAGGGUCAGGGAGGAGGAUAGGCGGUUUUGUACGUAUGGGUUUGGGAGACGCGUGUGCCCCGGGAACCACGUCGCGAACAGAUCGGUGUUCAUCAACACGGCACUAAUCCUAUGGGCGUUCCGGCUUCGGGAAAAUCCGACAGCGCCGAUCGACUCGAUGGCGUUCAGCGACGCGUCGAACAUGCACGCGGACCCGUUUGAGGUCGUGUUUGAGAAUAGAAUCGAGGAGGGGGAGAUGAAGAGGAUCUUGGGCGAGGUAUGA